Messenger RNA from Boleophthalmus pectinirostris (great blue-spotted mudskipper), 2102 nucleotides. It is a transcript of the gene hexim1, whose product is annotated as HEXIM P-TEFb complex subunit 1. The transcript has a single exon. The coding region runs from base 285 to 1313 and encodes 342 amino acids. Gene Ontology annotation, molecular function: 7SK snRNA binding; cyclin-dependent protein serine/threonine kinase inhibitor activity. Gene Ontology annotation, cellular component: nucleoplasm; nucleus; cytoplasm. The record is from RefSeq and is a predicted model, not a curated record. Lineage: Eukaryota; Metazoa; Chordata; Actinopteri; Gobiiformes; Gobiidae. Gene Ontology annotation, biological process: negative regulation of transcription by RNA polymerase II; negative regulation of cyclin-dependent protein serine/threonine kinase activity.
UGAGACGGUGAAGCGCGGUCUCUGAGUGAACGAAAUCUUUUAUAGCACCGAAAUAGUUAAUGAUAGUUAGCGACAGUUGCUUUGACAAACCCUUUGUGGAGUAACAAGUGUUCACUUAAUCGGAAGUUUACUUUUAAUUAGAGAAAGUUAGUUUUCAUAGUAUUAUUUUAUCCUAUUUUGGAUGAAGUUUAUUUUUGUUUCUAAUUAAGUUUUUUGUUAACUUAAAAACGCUCACUUUUAAGAGCGCAAAGAUGAUUUAGAGAACUGCACAGAAGACCAUCGGGAUGUCAGAGGUAUCGGAGCCAAGUCAUCACCUGAAAACUCCAGGCAGCCCCUCAGGUGGGAGUAGCGGAGCCCCUGUUUUGGAGCAUCCCCCGAGCUGCAAGCAGAAGAGCGCAAGCCCCGAUAACGACGAUAGGGGCCGCCAGAGAGACAAGCAGCAGCAGCAGCAGCAGCAGCGCCAGGACAGGGAUAUCAACACAGACAAGUUAUGGCAAUCUAAAGGCGCACAACAGAAGGGGGUGUGCCCUGACUUAGCUCCCGGAAACGAGCUCUCAAAGUGCCAUCCUCACAAGAAACCUGACGGGAAUCACCACCACACCUCCGAGCAUGGCAAUGGAGAGGGGGACCACCAGAUGGACUCGGACCCGGGACUGGAUUCUCGCCCGGGGUGGAAGAAGAGGCACAGGCGCCGCACCUCCAGAAAGAAGCGUCACUGGAAGCCGUAUUUUAAACUUUCUUGGGAGGAGAAAAAAGCCCUGGACGAGCGGGAGACUGCCAGGGCGUCCCGGGUCAGAGAGGAGAUGUUCGCCAAGGGACUCCCGGUAGCGCCCUACAAUACCACCCAGUUCUUAAUGGACGAACACGACCGCGAGGAGCCCGAUCUGAACACAGAGAGCGGCGGGAUACGGAGACAGUCGGGGGUCGGUGUGGGGCUGGAGGACACUGGCAGCGAGGAGGACUUUUUGGAAAAUACCAAUAAUAACGAGGAGGAGGAUGAGGAGGAUGGCAGCGACGGCAUCGGGAGGCCUGGCAACUCGGGCGGAGAGUUUCUUCAAAGGGACUUUUCAGAAACCUACGAGAUGUAUCAUGUUGAAAGUCUCCAAAACAUGACCAAGCAGGAGCUGGUGAAGGAGUACCUCGAGCUGGAGAAGUGCAUGUCCCGCUUGGAGGAGGAGAACAACCGGCUGAGGAGAGCCAUGGAUCCCCCAGAGAGCAGCCUGUCCCGCCUCCGGGAGCUGGAGCGGGAGCUGGAGAGACUCAAGGCCCAGAACAGCGAGCUCCUCCUGCAGAACCAGCCCGCAGCCAACUGAGAGCACGUGAGACACACACCAACAACAACCAUCGGACUACUGCUGUUUUAAAGGGGCUGUAUGUAAUGUUUUUUACUUUGAAAUUAUCUUAAACUGGACUGUUGUCUGAAUGUGUUGAACUGAUGAGUUAUAUCAACUGAUUAUUUAAAUUUGCAGAUGCGCAUAAAUUUUUACCACUAGAUGGAGUUGUGAGUCACAGUGUCAUAAUAUCUUGCAGCAUUGAAAAUUGAGUUAAAUUUUGUUUUAUGGCUGUUUUCUAACUGCUGCAUUUUAUAAAUCAGGGUUAAAUUUGAUGUUUAGUUUUGACUGGGCUAUUGUCAGUGACAGCCAUUUUAUAACUCCAGUGUUAUGUUCAAAUGUGCCACAGACCAAGUUUGUCUGAGACAUUUAUCAAGAGGAAUUUUAAAGUAAAAAUGACAUAAAGCUCUUUUAAAAUCACAUUUUUCUGUGUAAUCCGAUUGUUAUGAGGACUCUGAGGUUAUGCAUUGCAAUGCAAUAUCAAAUGUUUCUUUUCUAUUUGGACUGCAGAGGUGUCCCGUUAAAAUCCAGAAGCUAUGUACAUAUUUGAAAAAUUUAAUUCUUUUUUAUAAAGACGAGUAUCUGAAAAAACAAGGCUAUUUUGUUUCUGGUAAAUAUUGACAAAGACUUGAUCUAUUUGAGCCACAUAUGUGACAUUUCCUCCUCCAAAAUAAAAGCAUUGCAAAGAUGUUUUACAAAAUGAACUCCACAUUUGACAUUUUAACAGUUGUGUGAUCAACAUUCAAAUAAAAUAAAUUCUGUUGUACUGUG